Molecule: messenger RNA, 584 nt
Organism: Sodiomyces alkalinus F11
Lineage: Eukaryota; Fungi; Ascomycota; Sordariomycetes; Glomerellales; Plectosphaerellaceae
Exons: 1
Coding region: 173-544 (123 amino acids)
Source: RefSeq, a predicted model, not a curated record
CCUGUGAAGAAUUAAGUGGAUUAGGACGUGAGAACUUUUUUUGAUUUUAUUUUCUUCCUUUGUCCUUGUCUUUCUUCAAGAGUUAUUCUCCCAGCUUGGCGGACCGGCUUUCUUCUUACUCUCCCGGCCGAUUGAUGCCCUGGUGGAUGCGUUACGAGAUAGGACCUGUAUAAUGCUUUUUCUGAAAACCGCGUUUUCCCUCCUACGAUACCAAUAUGUCAACACGGACUUUUCCCUGUUUUUUUUUGUAUUCCUGGUUGGAGCACAAAAUCUAUGGGCUUUAGCCGCUCGGCACCACACAUUAUAUAUACAAUACUCAUCACUUGCAAUACAAAUACCCAUUUCUGCAGUGCACAAACAUCUUUUCGUCUGGUCGUUCCAUUUCGUCGUCGAGAAAUAUGAAACCCGGUUCUGCAAUUGCUGGGAGGUGGAAGCAUGGCUCUCCAUGGACACCGUUUCUUGCUGCUUUCACUCACUCUUUCACUCACUCCCGUUUUCCCUCGAUCCUCCUCUCCUCCACACCCUUCCCGCCUUUCAUGCAUGAUGGCCCAGUCCUGGCCUCCGCCAAGCCUGCACCCUCUGCA